Molecule: messenger RNA, 1037 nt
Organism: Eurytemora carolleeae
Lineage: Eukaryota; Metazoa; Arthropoda; Copepoda; Calanoida; Temoridae
Exons: 7
Coding region: 267-1022 (251 amino acids)
Source: RefSeq, a predicted model, not a curated record
AGUAUGAAUUAGAUAUCGAAGUUUUUUGUUUGUUUAAAUGUUUAUUUCUACUUUUGGGGCUUCACUGCACGAGUGACUUGCGCAUUUCUUAAUCGAUGGAGAGUUUAUCUAAAUUAAACUUAACUCUCAAGGAUAGCGCUGUGAAUCAGGCAUUGCCAUCUUUGCAUGAAUUGGGUGGCUUGAAAUCACGCUUAAAGUUCUUUAAAUCUGAAAAACUUUUUUUACAUAUCAGGACAUCAAUCAUAUUUUCUCUCUAUAGAUAAAUCAUGAAUAUAACAGAGUUUAGAAAGCUGAAAAGGCGCCAAUAUCAGGCUUCAUGGCAAUGGGCAAAGAGAAGAAAAAUGAUAUCGCAAAGAAAGGGUUCCUGCAUCAGUCUUGAUGAAACAGAUUCAGUUGACCUAGCUAAUCAGGUGGCAGCGUCACCUUCAAAUAACUCUCAAAGUCAAAAGUUGGAUGAAUUAUUCCAAACAGUGAAUCGGUUGGAAAGAAAAAUCGACCAACAUCUAGCGAAAAAGAUAAUCCAUGGUACCUUUGAUGAGGAAACCUUUCUAAAGAAAAUGAGGUCGUUAGAAGACCUGGACUCAUUAAACUCUAAACUGAACCAAGCAAACUUCAUGCAACGAGCGGUAGAAAUAGUAUCAUCAGAGGGGAUGGACACAAUUCAAGGAACAAUUCGUUCCAUAAUGCGAAGACUUGGAAGUAGAGAAUUAUGGUCUUCGAUUUCAUACAGAGGAAUCAGGGGAAAAGUAGCCCUUCUGACAUACCAGAAUAUCCCCAAAUUGAUCAAAAGUGCUACAAGGCUAGUGCACCCAGGAGCAUUAACCUGUAAGAUAAAGACUGGCAUUAUGGAGGUCCUGAAGCUUGAGGCUAAGGCUAGUAAGAGUCAGUACACACCGGUCAGAAUGCCCUGUCCCCUGGACUCAGAUGAGGAGUGCAACAUCACGGUGAACAGCAAGAAACAGAGAACAACAUCAGCAGAGGAGGAUAAAACAGAAAGUGAUGAAGCCGAGGAAGAGAAAUAAAUAUUUUUCUCAUAA